Molecule: messenger RNA, 688 nt
Organism: Entrophospora sp. SA101
Lineage: Eukaryota; Fungi; Glomeromycota; Glomeromycetes; Entrophosporales; Entrophosporaceae
Source: the annotation of a GenBank genome assembly
UCAACAAGAAACAAUGAUAGACGAUGAUCGAUUAGACUCUGGAAUAUGUAUCUCAUCCACCAAAAAAUCAACAACUGUUUCAUCUUCAAAAAAUGAAAGUUUAGAACUUUGGGUCGAUGAUUUAUUAAAGGAAUUUAAUAAUAUCGUCUCAAUUAAUUUAAACAUUGACCCAAAUCAAGAUAGAGUUAAACAAUUAAUUAAAAAGAUUAACGAAGGACUAAAUAGAACUCCAGAUAAUCAUAAUAAUGAAAAAAUACUUGAUGUAAAGAAAGAUCCUACCCUUAACGUGCGAAGAAUUGGUAAAAUUGUAGGUGAAAAAUGGAGAAAGUUACCCGAUGAUAUGAAAGAGAGUUAUAAAGCGAGAUAUCUUCAAGAAAGAGAAGAGUAUAAGAAGAAUUAUGAGAAAUGGUAUAAUUCUUUGACAGUAGAUGAUAUUAAACUUGAGAAUAAACAUCGUAAAUUGAGAAAGAGACGAGGAAAAAAACUUUUGAAAAUUCCAAAUAUGCCCAAAAGACCAACCAGUCCUUAUAUUUAUUUCGUUGUAAAAAAUAUGGAUGUAAAUGAUGGUGAAAAGUCUACAGUUCGUGUGUCCAAACUUGCAGAAAAAUGGAGAAAUUUAUUGGAUAAAGAAAAGAAGAUCUACCAAGAUUUAAGUGAAAAGGAUAAAAAGAGAUAUUUAGACGAGAUG